Molecule: messenger RNA, 6722 nt
Organism: Spirometra erinaceieuropaei
Lineage: Eukaryota; Metazoa; Platyhelminthes; Cestoda; Diphyllobothriidea; Diphyllobothriidae
Source: the annotation of a GenBank genome assembly
AUGUUUAAUGAUUUCCAGUUGGAGCAGCAGUCCUUCAGGGAACUCAAUCGUCAUGAAAAGAGCCUUGGUCUCCUUACCGAAAAGUUUGUUCAGCUAUUGAAGGAGGCCCCCGACGGAAUACUCGACUUAAAAUUGGUAGGUUUCUUGUGAGGACUUACAGCUGGUAGGCUGCGGACUUUUUAGCUGUUAGGCAAAAACGUCGAAUUUAUGAUAUAACGAAUGUUUUGGAAGGCAUCGGACUCAUUGAGAAACGCACCAAAAACAGUAUUCAAUGGAAGUAAGUUUGUUUGCACACCUGUUUGUUUCGCGUGGUUUAUAUUUUUAUGCAUUUCCUUGCAUGGCACGUUUGCGUAAGAUUCUCGGCUACUUUUAGUUUGUUUGAGUUAGAAAACAGCAAAUCUAUGUCAUUGGUGGCUCUUGUAGCCACAGCUUUUUACUCGUGUUAAAUCUCAGCAAAAUUGUUCGAGAUGCCUAAACCGAUUCCCCGUAUAAUACUUCCGCUAGUUUUGUCUCCCUUAAAGUCUAUCUGGUUUCAAUUAAGUGAUUUGAAAUGCUCCGUUCGGAUUUAUUAACAGACCUGACUGGUGACGGUUAUUCAAAUAAGAGUCAUUUGUCCAUCUUGUGUGCGUCUUUACUGCUUUUUGCGCAGGAUUAGUCAAUUUGCAUUUACACCCAAAGUAACCUGUUUUAUUGUCAUGAGGUGACUUAUCCAAAGAAUAUGCAGCAGACAGAUUUCAGACUGGGGCUUUGAGCUACCUUUAUUAUCUGUUGUGAAAACAUCUUAGAUGACUGGUUUUUCUUCUUCCGGCGACAGUCGUUUAUCCGCGACUUCAAGGGACUUCCUUACAGUUUGCUCUCAGCAUCCGAUUUAGCUUGUUCUAAAGUCGAGAUUUAAACGAAUGCUAUUGAAGAUUGAUUAUAAGCUGUGUACAGAACACAGAAUUUCCCAUUAUGCCCGCCAACUCUUCGGGGUCUAUGGUCUACUUCUUGCUAUGGACUUGAAUACGUCUAAUUGCUCCAUGGAUGACGGUGCUUUUCUCAUAAUCAACUGAACGGCGUGAUGACAACUCUUGGUACCAAGAAUGAUGCAUUUCGCCCGACCCAGGUAUAAUCUGACGUGGCGGGACAGAGCCAAGCCGACUAAUGCUUGUUCAUGUCGACAUGCUGAGAUUUUUCUAACUCGGAUGUUGAAAUAGUCUCGGCUCACCAAGCCCGGAUUUGCACAGACAGCUGUGAAACCACUUACGUGGCCCGGUUUUUGAGCACUUGACUGCAACCACUGUGACCGAGGAUUAACCACAUCGUGGUCGGAAAGCCUUAGAUGGAGUUAUGCCAUUCGGUGCACACCUUAGUCAUGGAAAUCCAUCCUUGUACGUUGUGCGGCCGUGGUUAUGCCUGAUCAGGCUGGCCUCAAUGAUAUCGCGGACCAUACACCCACGUUUGACGAUCAGCAGAAACGGAUCUGGUAAGCUUCGCCCACGCCCCUUCAACGACGAUCACCGAAUACUGAAAGUCUAGAAACCACCCUUAUGUUUUGGCAGACUGUACUGAGCCAGUUUUUGGGCUAAACGCCGUUGUUCCCAGGUGAGCUUCGACGCUGAAUCAACAACAGCAACGGUAAGCUCAUGGGACGGACGACGAAAAGACGUGCUAAAACCAUAUCGGUCUCUUUCUCAGAUGGCCUAAGGCAUCUGCGAUGUUGCAGCAAUUGCCGAGUAGUUCACUUGGUAUAGUUCUCAGUCAUCGCCCUCAGACGCGUCUCUCGUCACCAAUGCACACACCCGAACAUCAGAGUCAUACAGGAAGACAAACCGAACUAGUGCCCGGUGCACGCGGAUCGUUGUGCUGAUGGAGAUCACAUCGGGCCAGUAGACACUUCGUGAAGAUCGUGGUGACCCUGCAGUUAGCCCUGAUACGACGGAUAUGUUCCCUACACCUCUCGAGAUAUUUGACAAUUCCCACUACCAGAAGUUAGUGGUCAUCAAACCUGGGGGUGGAGUGCAUGUACUUGGAUGGUAUACCCGCUGAAAUCUACAAGUCAUGUUUCAGCACUGGCGCACUGACUCCAUGGGGUGAUUGAGCAAGCGUAGAGGGACGAGGUUGCUCCUGAUGAUGGGCUCGGACAUCUUUGUACCUAUCCUCAGGAAGGGAGAUAAGACAAGAUGCGAGAACCACCGCGGCAUAAGCCCCGUCGACGUUACCGCGAAUGUCUUCGCUAUUGUCCUCAGGCGAUUCCAGGCUGUGCGUGACUAUAGGACGAGACCCAGCCAAGCUGGAUUCCGUGUUGGAUGUGGAUGCACGAAUCAGGUAUUCACACUGAGACACGUUCUCGAAUUCCGCCAUAGCUACUAGCAACCAGCGCCGUCUGUUUUGUUGACUUUGUCGCCGCGUUCGAUUCCGCCCAUCGUGAGUCCCUGUGGCGGAUAAUGGCACUAGAUGGCGUACCGCCAAAAAUUAUCGCCAUGAUCGAGGUCUAUUACCGCUGCACUUCUGAGCGAGUUCUUGUCAAUAACAAUCUUUCGCAACCGUUCGGCAUUUGAUCUGGCGUUCGACGGGGUUGGAUCGUGUUGCCCAUUUUGUCCAACUACGCUAUGGAUCGGAUUCUCGGGAGGGCUUCACACGAAGGUGACGGUGAUGGGUUCCCAUUCGGACACCGACUGACUGAUCCUGAACUUGUCGGUGAUAUAGCCUUACGAGCUUCAAGUUUGGUAAUCUUCAGUCUAUGGUGUCACGGGUGAACAAGAAAGGGGAAACGGUCAGUUUAUCCAUAAACACUAGGAAGACCAAAGUGUUUUCAAGCUGCAUCUCUGCCCAGGAGAAGGCACCUCUCGGGAUUGGUGGCUGUCAACUUGAAUAAGUAGACGGUUGUAAUUGCCUCGGCGCGAGGCUGCUGCCUAAUGGGCGAAGUAAGGACGAAAUUGUCUCCCGAAUUGAUGCUGCCCAACUGGCUUUCUCAGGCCGUAAAAAAUGCGUAUAGAUUCGAAGCGACGUCUCCAUCGCCACCAAGAUUCGCGUGUGUCGUGCAUCAGUCCGAUCGGUCCUUCUCAAUGGCUGUGAAUGCUGGUUUUUGCGUGUGGGGGACGAGCGAAAAUUGAAAGCAUUUGACCGCCACUGUUUAGGGACUAUCGUUCGAGCGAAGUACAACGACUUCUCAAAUGAGACCGUCUGCACUCGCUGCGACAACAUCGCAAGGAUAACUCCGACCAUCCAAGAAAGACGGCUAAGAUGGUUUGGGCACGUUCUGCGUUGUCAACCUCGGAAGCUCAGUGUUACUGCCCUCGAUCGGGCACCGUUACUUCAUUGGGGGCGUCGAAGAGGGGGUCAAUUUAAAACCAGCCUUGACACAUUUCAUCGAGACAUGGAAGUAGUUCUUGGACUUUCGGUAUUCGAUCUCCGUCGUUGGUGAAGAGAAUGGGCCGAAUUGUCCGGAUCUGCUGUCGCGGAUCUUACGUAUGGAGAGGUGCUGUUCGAAAUACCAUCGAGGCCGGCUAGAUCAGACAUGAUCGCAGCCGUACCAAGUACAAGUUGCGCUAGGUUAGGGAUGCAACUCAAGAACACGUCUUGGGCUUCGUACCAUUGGUGGAUAAGUCGAGUUGUCUAACGACCUCAUUCAGCCGUGAUACUAAAUUCUGCAUGUUGUAAUUUGUGAGCGUACUCGUUUUAGAUGACAUGAUUGACUAAGCUACUGCGCUCGGAGAGGAUGACAUCAGAGCUGGUUUUAUGAGAGCCAGCUUGCUAUUUGUCACCUCUGUGCUGUAUUUUUAUGACAUUGCAACUGCAUAAAUGGAGUUCUGACUAUUUUGAAAAAGCCGGACCAUGCACUACAAGACAAGGAUAAUCGUAGAAGUUAUUACGUCAGUCCGAUUUAGAUUACGUGUUCUUACUUUCAUCCUAUUCAUGAUGCACCUCUUCUAACAUGUUCUGUCUCACCUGAAAAUAGGCACCGCGCUGACUCACGUCCUAAGAAAAUAUGCGCGCAAACGUAGUUGUCUAGUACCUCUCUGCAACGGUCCCCGCGGAAGUUGCACUGGGCAGAACGAGGAGAGGGAAAUCAAGGUCACUUUCACACUAGGCUCAGGAUGGGGAAAGAAGGAGUUCGGUAGAUGCGGCGCAAGUCACCGUCCCUGCGCCCACCCACCUUCUGCGCGCACAGUGGACAUCGUCCGAUACGUCCGUCGAACCGUGACAUCAUAUUGAUCUUAUUGUGCUCGCUCAUUAAGAUUGGCGCCAAUCUUGGUGUUAGUUUGUUGGUGCCCGAACUAGAGUUACUGCAGCCCGACUCUCAGGCUGAAGGUUGACUGAAUUAUCCCGCCAGUUGAUAGCCUUUUCAGCCGUGACUUCUGUAGUCUCAGAAGUUUAGAACGCCAUAUAUAUGUUGUAGCGACGAAACUAAGCGCUUGGUCACAGUCCGGCCUACCCCUCUUCCCUUCUUAUGUCCCAUUUGCAUUUCCGAUACCGGCCAACUGGACACUGCCCGCAGUGGCUGCUGCGACACCGAGCCGCCGCUAGCGCUCACCGCGCUUGUAUUAUACGAGUUAUGAUUCGACUGGACAGCGCGGCCCGCCCAACGUCUGAUUAGAAACCUUUGCUUUCGUUUUAGGCUGGCGCAGGAAAUGCUUUGCGUGCAGGCGGCCUUCACAGGGUAGUGAAUGUCUCGAGUUAUUGCAUUUUUUAGGUUGUCGAGUUCGCCGACAAACGGCGGCGACGCUGUUUAAUCCCACAUUUCACGGUGGUUUAGAUAGUCGGAACGCUAACCCUGCCUACCCGCUACUCUUGGAGGCGCCAUAUAACUAAGAUAAAAAGAUUUAACUACGUAAUGGACGCAGUCUUCUCCCCCGCAAAGAGCUAGUGUAGUGCGCCAAACCUUUCGUCACCUGAGGCACCCACGCGGCCACCUAUGGAAAGUCUUCACGCAGAGCUUAAAGCGCAUGCUCUUGGACAUUACUUUCAGCAUAUUGAGAGCUUGUCCCGCCUCGAAAUAAAGCCACCACGACGUUUUCGUCGAUUAAUUAAGGUGGCUGCUGUUUAUAAACUGAUGCGACCAUAUCGUGAACGCAGUCCAUAACCCAUCAGUCUUUUUGGCAGUUACAUUGUUAAUAACCCAGGCUUGGCUUUAACUUGCUAAGCCGUACUCUCCAAACCCUUGCCACGCAGGGCCGCAUCCGCAAGAACUGUUGUAAAUCUAAGAAAACUGUUUCAAACAUAUGCCAAGUCCCUACUUAAAUUUUCUUUCUUGGCAUUCCCGAGAUAAUGGCUGAUCGGGAGAGCCAGCUUGAGUCUUUAAAUAAAAACGGUGGUUGUGUUCACUCAUUCGUCGAGACCUCUAUCAAGCAUCGAAAGAGUGCUAACCGAAAGUUUAGCGACCCCAGCCCUAGCUUCUGAUACGAUUAUAUCCAAACAACUUAGGAGAAUACUUAAAAUCUUGCCUCUCGAGUCCUCAAGGUUCGGUAUAACUAGUAUGGCAUCCAAAAUGACAUUUCGGCGUAGCCGCCGCAGAAGACCUGAGCAUAUCCCGCCCCGACCCACUUUCGGUCCCCACGUGUCUUAUUGCUACUGUUCUCGUCGCCCAUACGUUUAUUGUAAAUCGACUUGACAUCACUUUAUCCAUAUUUUAGAGGCGGAAGUGCAGCUACCAAUGGCCCCGACAUACAGGCCCGGCUGGAUGAAUUACAAGCUGAAGUAGAAUAUCUGGAGAAUCUCGAGAAGAAGGUUGAUGAGCACCGGUCAAAGGUCCUGCAAUCCCUUCAAAACGUCCAGGAGGACUUGGAUAAUCGAAAGUACUCUUAUGUCACUCAUCAGGACCUGAUGAACGUGUUCCAUGACCGGACAUUGCUGGUGAUCCGGGCUCCCGAGGGCACUAACCUCGACACGCCAAUCCCGAACAAUCCCCUGGAGCAACCAGCACACUCACUUUUCGCACUUAAGAGAUCAUAUAAAGUGAGUUCCGCCUGCGUGAAUCGCCCACUCGAAUAAAAUGGUCUCAUAGGCUUCGGGAUGACGUCUCGAGCCUGCUGCAUAUAAUAUUCAGCUACUCUACUACUCGUUUGUUUGCAGAUAUCACUGCUUUUGGGAUACUUUUGUGCGUCAUUCUAGGGUCUGGCGCGAAGCGACACCUCAACCAUACCGCAGGUAGAGACAUCGUAACCACUGCCCUUGAGUAGAUAGAACCUGUUACAAUCCGUAUUUCUAGGGAUUAGCAACCACUUUCCAUGAAGAUUUGGAAACAUAAACCAGUAAGACCCCGUCCGGAAUCGAUUGUGACCUAAGCGUUUCAGCCAGCGCCUGCCAAGAGUUGGAAUUCUGGUGAAUAGCCUGGUCAUAGCUGCUCGUGGAUUAUACCUUGUUUUAUCCUUCACAGAUACAUUUGAAAAGCCCGUCAACAGCUAUAGAAGUUUUGCUUGUCAAUCCUGAUGAUGGUGCGGAGAAGGCUCGCAUUCUCCCUGUCGGUGUCUCUGGGUUCGAUCUCAGUGGCGCACGCCGAACAGGACGGUCAGGUGAGACGAUGACCGAUUGUGCAUCAACCAAACCUUUCAUAAUUGCCUUAUUAUGCGUUAUUUCGUUUGGUAGACGAACAUCCCGGGGCUUUGAACCCUCUGCUUCCCCUAAGUCCGCCGCCAAUUGAUCGGGAUUUCCCGUACAAUCUUGAUGAGACAGAAGGCCUGUGCGACCUCUUUGAUGUACCAACGCCCCAGAGAUGUGCAGAUAAGCCUUCACCAAACUAG